AUGGAUUCUGAUCAUGAUACUUCUUCUUCUUCUUCAUCUGAUGAUCGUUCUAACAACCAACAACAUAUCAAGAAAUCCCCAAAUUUCAAUCGCAGUUAUCAAAAUGACAUGCUGGACCCCUUCUUUAUGCAUCCCAGUGAUAAUCCUGGCCUUACACUUGUGUCUCCACCUCUCAACAACACCAACUUUCACUCAUGGUCUCGUGCGAUGCUAGUUUCCCUUCGUUCGAAGAACAAAACUGGUUUUGUUCUUGGAACUAUUUCUCGCCCUAAAGAUACAGAUCGACUUUCGAUGGCUUGGGAUCGAUGUAACACGAUGGUUAUGUCUUGGAUUACGAACUCCCUCGAACUGGAUAUCGCUCAAAGCAUUAUGUGGAUGGAUUCAGCUGUAGAGAUCUGGCACGAACUGAAGAUCGAUAUCAUCAAGGAGAUAUAUUUCAGAUUUCAGACUUACAAGAAGAAAUUUAUGGUCUUAGGCAAGGGAAUACAGAGAGAUGACUAUGUCAUUCGCUUCCUUAAGGGCUUGAAUGAACAAUAUUCCCCAGUUCGAUCUCAGAUCAUGUUAAUGGAGCCUCUCCCUACAAUUAGCAAGGUCUUUUCGAUGCUUUUACAACAGGAACGUCAAUUCUUUAGUCAUACGGAAGAACUUAAAACUGUCGCAGCUGUUUCUAAUCAUAGUCGUGGAUUUGGUCGCGGUUCAUUUUUAGGUAGUGGCCGUGGUUCUGGUGGCUGUGGUCGGGGAUAUAAAAUUUGCACUCACUGCAAUAAAUCGGGUCAUACAGUAGAUGUUUGCUUUAAAAAACAUGGGUACCCUCCGAACUAUCCACGAUCCAAUUCAGGGGCUUCCAACAAUUGCUCAUCUACCAGCCCUGAUAUUGAGGAUGCUCAUACUUCCGCUACCUCCGAUUCUUCAAGUUUGGACAAUGCUACCCAAGUUUUCACUUUGGAUCAGCAAAAUGCUUUGCUUGCUUUAAUUCAGGCCUCCACAUCCUCCUCUACUAGCACUGUAAAUCAACUUCAACAUUCACCUCCUAUCAAUUUGGGUAAUUCUUUUUCCCAUCAAAUUUCUAAUUUAGUUUCUAACCAUUCUUGGAUUAUGGACACAGGUGCAACUGAUCAUGUUUGCUUUUCUGCCAACAUGUUUCAAUCUAUUAAAAGAAUUCAGCCUGUUUCCAUUAAAUUACCUAAUGGUUCUUUGAUUAUUGCUCAAUUUGUUGGGACUAUUUUCUUUAACAAUGAUUUUUACUUAAAUGAUGUUCUUUAUCUGCCUCAAUUUUCUACUAAUCUCAUUUCAGUUCCUCGAUUAACCAAUUCUCUUAAUUGUCAUCUUGUAUUUCAUGCUACUAAUUGUUUGAUACAGGACAACAUCUCCCUGAAGAUGAUUGGUUCUACUUCAGAUAAUUCUUCCUCUCCUGUUGAAUCUACUGAAACAGCAGCACUCCCACCUACGAAUGAGUGUACAGUUCCUGCCUAUGCUUCGUCCACUGUUGAUCAUGCCUCUCCUGCUAAUCAAUUGCCCAUAUUCAUUCCCAGACGCAGUGGCAGAACCAUUAAACCUCCUUCAUAUCUUACUGAUUUCCAUUGUUCUCUCUUGCAAGGUAGUAUAAACACCAACAUUUUAGUUCCUAAUCAAUUUAAAGAGGCCAUUAAAUACUCCAAUUGGAGACUUGCUAUUAACUCUGAACUCCGAUCACUUUUAAACAAUAACACUUGGGAGUUAACUACUUUACCUUCCGAUAAAAAAGUGAUUGGCUGCAAAUGGGUUUUUAAAUUAAAAUUUCAUGCCAAUGGUACUAUUGAGCGCUACAAAGCACGCCUUGUAGCCAAAGGAUUUAACCAAACUGAAGGCCUUGAUUAUCUUGACACUUUCAGCCAUGUGGUUAAAAUGACAACCAUUAGAUUACUACUUUCAAUUGCUGCCAUAAAAAAUUGGUUUCUUUUUCAACUUGACAUAAACACAGCUUUUCUCCAUGGGGAUCUAAUUGAGGAUGUCUACAUGAAGGUUCCUCCCGGCCUUCAUGUUCAACAUAAAUCUCAAGUUUGCAAACUUAAACGAUCCCUUUAUGGAUUAAAACAGGCUAGUAGGCAGUGGAAUAUGAAAUUAUGUUCUUCUUUAAAACAAUUUGGUUUUCACCAAUCUAAAUCUGACUAUUCCAUGUUUUACUUUUGCUGGUUAAGUCAAUUUUUAUCAGCUCCAACUGAUAUACAUUUGAAUGCUGCCCUCCGCAUUCUCAGAUUCAUCAAAAACAGUCUUGGGAAAUGUCUUUUUUUCCCAGCUAACUCAUCUUUCAGCAUCAAAGGUUUUUGUGACUCAGAUUGGGGUGCUUGCUCAGACACUAGACGCUCUACCACUGGAUUCUGUUUCUUUCUUGGUUCAUCCUUAAUUUCUUGGAAGAGUAAGAACCAACCAACUGUUUCUCGGUCUUCAUCUGAGGCCGAAUAUCGAGCCCUUGCGCAAGCCACUUGUGAAGCACAAUGGCUCUUGUUUCUACUAUGUGAUUUGCACAUUAUUCAUCCAAAACCAGUUGUCAUCUAUUGUGACAACAAGUCAGCCCUUCAUAUUGCAUCCAAUCCGAUAUUUCAUGAGCAAACAAAACAUAUUGAGAUGGAUUGUCAUGUCGUCCGAGACAAAAUUCAAGCAGGAAUUCUACAUCUUAUGCCUAUAUCUAUUGCUGAUCAGACAACUGACUUAUUCACCAAAGCUUUACAUCCUUUUCCUUGUUUUCGCCUUUUAUUCAAACUUGGAAUGUUAGACAUCCAUUCCAGUUUGAAGGGAACUAUUAGACAUACCUAA
Messenger RNA from Cicer arietinum (chickpea), 2793 nucleotides. RefSeq lists its product as uncharacterized. The record is from RefSeq and is a predicted model, not a curated record. NCBI's taxonomy places the organism in Eukaryota, Viridiplantae, Streptophyta, Magnoliopsida, Fabales, Fabaceae.